Messenger RNA from Aspergillus ochraceoroseus IBT 24754, 2711 nucleotides. RefSeq names its product putative mitochondrial respiratory complex I chaperone (Cia84). Lineage: Eukaryota; Fungi; Ascomycota; Eurotiomycetes; Eurotiales; Aspergillaceae. The coding region runs from base 210 to 2585 and encodes 791 amino acids. The record is from RefSeq and is a predicted model, not a curated record. The transcript has 2 exons. Gene Ontology annotation, molecular function: protein binding.
UACCUCAACUUCUUGAAACUUGUAACCUACAUCUCUUGCACAUUCAAGUCGCAAAAGACUUUGGGCUCAUCAGUGAUUCUCCCUAGGGUCUUUUCUUAUAUCCGCAGCUCCCGAAGCUUACUACAUGCUGGCAUAGCCGAUAGACCCUACCCUCACCCUGUCCUUCCCCCCAGUCGUCAAAUCUUUGUCCAGCAGCCAUCUCGAGCAAUAUGCAGUCUCAACUUACCAGGAGGGUCUUUCGGGCUAUUUUGAACAAUGAACCGCUCUCGUCAUCUCAAUGCCGCAACCGAUUUCUCCAUACCCUUCGACCCUAUAGGUCCCGAAAGCUACGACCUUCCCCUUCGUACGUUCAACAACGCGGGCUAUUUGCCUUCAACAUCACCCCACCCACAGCUCCCCCGGGCUCAUUAUUGCCUUCAGAAGCCGGGCUUAAACCAAUGCGUGAUCUGAUGAGAGCGUUGAAGGAUAAAAGUAGAGGGCCCUCCAAUGAAGUUCUAGCAAAGGCUUUCCGGGAUUUCUUUCUGGCGCGAACGGAUGACCCCGGCGUCAUCACGCUCUUUCAGGCGCAAUUGCUCUGCAUGACAUGGGAGCAUUUGCGAUCUCAAGAGGGGCUGGAGCCGGAGGAGUGGCAGAUGGUAUUUGCCGUCGAGAAUCUGGAACAAGUGCUCUACGUUCUGUCAGAAGCAAAAUGUCUGCCAGAAGCGUGUGAGGUUGUACGGAAAUUGGCAAAGUUUGCGUUUGUAGAGCUUUGCGGUGAAAAUGAGACCGAGCGCGAUCAAGUCAAUCGACUUGCGAUUCUUGCUUAUAUCAAUAUUCAAGCACUCAAUGGCAACCCUCAUGAGGCGAGACAGGUCGUCGAAAAGUUUUGGCCCAGGUUGCGAAAAACCAGCCCGUCUCCCUGGCUUACGGUAAUGAGAGGAUUUGCGAUGAUCGACGAUAGCCGUCAAAUCGUGCGAACCGCCGAGAAAUUCGUCGAAUAUGACACUACAUUCGAUCCGGAUUCCCAAGAAGGAUUGAUCCAGCAUCUGAUUACCCAGGAUCUUCCGGUGGCAGUCAAGAGGAUCUACGAAUGCCCACUUUCUGGAGGCGAGGAGCCCAAUCUGUCUACCAAAUUGGCUGUAAUCAAAUAUGCCGUCCUUAAAUCCGAUGCAUCUUGGGCGCAGCCUAUUUUCGAAUCCAUUCUUAAUGUCCCGGUCUCGGAGACGAUAGGGGUCAGGUUGCUCUGGGAUGCCGCAGGUGGAAAAGACGCGUCCGCUAUCGCAGAAAGAUACAAGCUCUUUGUGGCCAAGGACCCUCAUGUAGCGACAUCCCUCACCAGUUCCUGCCUUGAUACCCUAAUGGAGUAUGCGAAUUCAAUCAACAAUCCUGCUAUGGCCCUUGAACUUGCAACAUUGGCUCCUGAGUGGGGAAUUCGUCCAGACCCGCAAACUCGCCUGCUACACCUCGAAGCCCAGAUCCAGGCUGGUGAUGUUGCGGAAGCGUUAAAAUCCCUGGGAGAGCUGGAGGACUUGGAUCUAACAGCACCCGAGAAUCUCCCUCUCAUGAACAAGCUUAUCACACUGCUUUGCUUGUCAGGCCAAGACGAUGCCAUUUUUAAUCAAGUCUCGUCUUUCCUCGAUCCGUUAUUUGAGAAUAACGUACGGCUUGAGGCAGAGACUCUAGCAGCACUAACACAUAUGCUUCUCUACCGCCACGACUGGGAGGGUGUUUCGGAGCUGCUUCGUCCCCGAUUAGGGUCAUAUGAUGCAGCCGAAAGGACCAAGAUCCGCCAUUCUCUCACCAAAUUCAUUCUUGAUCCCAACCAGGAGAGUGAAAAUGUUUGGGAGGCCUACGGACUACUACAACUUGCCUUCCCUGAGACCGGAGUCAAAGCACGGACAGAUAUCAUGACCUCUUUCUUCAAGCGGGAUCGAAGUGACCAAGCAUUCUUAGUCUUCGGCCAUAUGCGCCAGGCUGAGAACUUUGCCCAACGGCCAAAACCCGACACCUAUGCGCGAUGUUUCCAAGGACUCGUGCGUACGCAAGAUCUGAAGCACCUUGAACUCGUUCACAACAUGCUCAAGCUCGACACCGAAGUGGACCUCAGCGUCCGGCUACUGAACUGGCUAAUGCUCGCAUACUCCACCUGCGGCAAGCCGGAGAAGAGCAUGGAGGUCUUCAAGGACAUUCUCAAAUCCGAGGAGGGGCCGUCACACCGCACGAUCUCAUUCUUCUUCAAAGUGUGCGAGAAUCACCCCAAUGGUACACACGAGGCCCUGAAGAUGAUGGAGAAGUUGAAGGACAUUAAGAUCGUGGUUGACCGCCGCCUCUACGUCGCGUAUGUGGAGGCCCUAGGCGCACAGUGCGAAUUCGAGCUUGCCACGGAGGCCUUGGAGGAAAUGGAAAGUGUGACUGGGUACCGACCAGCUCCUAGCUCACUCGGCUUGUUCUAUAAUGCGAUUCCCCAUCAGUACUGGAAAGACGAAGUCGAGAAAUGGGCCCAGGAGAGAUUCCCAGAGCUCUGGGAACGAUUGGCGGGUAUUGAACGUACAGAGUACGAAGAAGGGUUGAAGUUCAACCUUUCCGGAAAUGAGUCAACUCUUUGAUUGUUCCAUCAAUAUAUAUAUACACGUAUGUAUGUAUAUGUAUGUUAAAAAUACUGUAGCUCUAACUCUAACAACUAUAUUGUAAUACACGUCAUCAAAAGCAUAUAUAUAUAUAUAUAUAUAUAU